This is a messenger RNA of Mercurialis annua (annual mercury), 1306 nucleotides long. RefSeq lists its product as uncharacterized. The coding region runs from base 31 to 1062 and encodes 343 amino acids. The record is from RefSeq and is a predicted model, not a curated record. NCBI's taxonomy places the organism in Eukaryota, Viridiplantae, Streptophyta, Magnoliopsida, Malpighiales, Euphorbiaceae. The transcript is spliced from 6 exons.
ACAAGUCGAGAACAAAAACGAAGAGAUUCAAUGGCGUCCCCACUAAAAGACCUGAGCUUGAGAAGCCAUAAAUUACUAAAAAAAUCAGCAGUUCUGUAUCACUAUCCAUGCCCCGACGGUGCAUUCGCCGCUCUGGCCGCUCAUAUGUACUUCUCAGCAACUUCUCAGCCCGUUCUUUUCUUUCCGAACACCGUCUACAAACCAAUCAAACCAGACCAACUCCCUCUCCAUGAAAUCGCCACUCUUUAUCUUCUCGAUUUUGUCGGACCAUCUGCAGAGUUCAUACACUCCAUCUCCUCCAACGUUGAUCGUGUGAUUAUACUGGAUCAUCACAAAACGGCAAUGGAGAUGCUGGGCGGUGACGAGGUGAUUGGGUGUGGUAAUGUGAGCAAAGUGAUUGAUAUGGAAAGAAGUGGAGCUACCAUAGCUUUUGAUUAUUUUAAGCAAAAGAUUGCUGGGUUGGAGGGUGAGAAUCCUAAUAAAGAUGUGUGUAUCAGUGAGUUUAACCGAGUUCGGCCGCUUUUCGACUAUAUAGAAGAUGCAGAUCUUUGGAGAUGGAAAUUAAGGAACAGUAAAGCUUUUAGUAGUGGAUUGAAAGAUUUCAACUUGGAAUUUAGUUUCCUCCUUAAUCCAUCCUUGUUUAAACAGUUACUUUCUUUGGAUCUUGAAUCCAUCAUUAGUCGAGGGAUAGUGAGUUUAUCGAUCAAGCAAAAGUUGAUUUCCGACACCCUGGAUCAAUCAUAUGAAAUUGCCCUUGGUGGUGGAGCUUUUGGACACUGCCUGGCUGUUAAUGCAGAUUCAGUGUCAGAAUUGAGGAGUGAAUUAGGACACCAGUUGGCUACCAAAAGCCAUGAUCUAAAGCUGAGGGCUAUCGGAGCUGUUGUAUAUAGAGUUGAACAACUUGCAAAUGAGCAGGUGUUCAAAAUAAGCUUAAGGAGUUUGCCGAAUGAAGACACAACACGCAUUUCACAGAAAUUCGGUGGCGGUGGUCAUCGAAAUGCCAGUUCUUUUAUGAUGAAUGUUUCAGAAUUUGAGAAAUGGAAAGUUGGCCAGAAAGCUUGAUACUCUGCAAUUUUCUACUACAAACUGCUUCUUGUUUAACUAACUUCUAGCUUUUGGUUAGUUCUCACUGAAGUUAUAUAGAUUUACUACACUUACUACACUAGAGAAAUGUCCCUUUGCCAGUAGCUUAAUCAUUAUCACCUUCAUCAAGUAAGAGACAGAAGCAAUUUUAAAUAUUUAUUUGUUUUCUGAACUUGGACGCUACUGAUAAGUUAAUAUUAAAGUUAAUCUUUUUAUUGAUUAA